GUGUGUUCCUAAACUGACGCGCACACUGCACGAAGCGACCACCAUGGACUUUAUGACAGACUCAGAUGUGCAGAAGUAUAUGGAGGAUGGUUAUGUGGUUCUGGACGGGCUCCUGGGUGUGCAGGAGUGUGAGGAACUGAGGCAGAGGAUGGCAGACAUCGUGUGUGAGAUGGAUGUCCCCGAUCACUGUCGCAUCACCUUCUCCACGCAACACGAAGAGCAGCUCCAAACCCAGGGAAAUGCAGAAUACUUUAUCACCAGUGGCGAUAAGAUUCGCUUUUUCUUUGAGAAAGGAGUUUUUGAUGACAAAGGUGAAUUCAUUGUGCCAAAAGAACAGUCUCUGAAUAAAGUUGGACAUGCGCUCCACGCAUAUGAACCUCUGUACAGAAAGGUGACACAUUCACCAAAGGUUCAGGGCAUAGCCAAGAAGCUGGGUCUUGUGCAUCCUGUCAUUUUGCAAAGCAUGUACAUUUUUAAGCAACCAGGAAUUGGUGGUGAAGUGACGCCACACCAGGAUGCCACAUUUCUGUACACGGAGCCUCUGGGCAGAGUCAUGGGGCUGUGGAUAGCUUUGGAAGAUGCUACAGUCUCCAAUGGCUGUCUCUGGUUUAUCCCGGGGUCACACAAAAGAGGUAUUACACGCCGUAUGGUACGAACCCCACAGAACACGUAUCCACUGACAAACUUUAUCGGUAGAGAGCAGAACUAUGAUGACACGUUGUUUGUUCCUGCACCUGUUAAAAAAGGUGCUGUGAUCCUGAUCCAUGGGGAAGUUGUGCAUCGCAGUGCUCAGAACACUUCAGAAGACUCACGCCAUGUUUACACGUUCCACAUCAUGGAAUCUCAGAAUACUCGCUGGAGUCCAGACAACUGGUUGCAACCCACUGAAGCUCUUCCAUUCCCAUCUCUCUACACAACAUGAUGCAGCA
This is a messenger RNA of Thalassophryne amazonica, 929 nucleotides long. It is a transcript of the gene phyhd1, whose product is annotated as phytanoyl-CoA dioxygenase domain containing 1. The coding region runs from base 44 to 922 and encodes 292 amino acids. The record is from RefSeq and is a predicted model, not a curated record. NCBI's taxonomy places the organism in Eukaryota, Metazoa, Chordata, Actinopteri, Batrachoidiformes, Batrachoididae. The transcript has 11 exons.